AUGGACGGCUUCGUGUUCAGCUCGGCGAAGGGCGCGGUGGACUCGCUCCUGGGCCGCCUCGCCACGGCGCUCACCGACGAGGCGCAGCUGCUGCGCGGCGUCCGCGGCGACGUGCGCUUCAUCAGGGACGAGAUGGACAGCAUGAACGGCCUCCUCCUCCACCUCGCCGCCGGCGACUCCGGCGCCGGCCACGGCCACCACCACGUCCGCGCGUGGAUGAGGCAGGUCCGGGACCUCGCCAACGACUCGCAGGGCUGCGUCAACCGCUACGUCCGCCACCUCGGAGCCACCGCCCGCAGCCGCCGGAGGGGCCCGCUCGGCUACCUCCGCCGCGCGCACCGCCUGCUGUGGACGCUCCGGGCUCGCCGCCGGAUCGCCAGGGAGAUACAGGAGCUCAAGGUGCGCGCCCGCGAGGUCGGCGAGCGGCGCAAGCGGUACGGCAUCACCUUGCCCCUCCCGCUCGCCGGUGGCGGCGACCAAGCAGACCGCGCCCGCUGCCACGUGCCACCGGUCCCGCUCCCGCAUGCCACCGCCGGGCCUGGCGACGACGCCCGGAGGCUGGCCCUGGAGGGCCACGAAGGGCCCGUCGUGUCCGGCGAGGACGUCAGGAAGCUGACCAAGUGGCUCACGGAGGACGCGUACGACAACGGCCGGCUCAGGAUCAUCCCCGUCGCCGGGCCGAACGGCAUGGGCAAGAGCGCCCUCGCGUGGCGGGUGUACCGGCACCCCGCCGUGGCGGCCCGGUUCGACUGCCGCGCCUGGUGCAACGUCGGCGACCCGCACGGCGGCCUCUCGUGGGCCGACGUCGCGGCGCGGCUGCUCGGCAGCCUCGAGACCCGCGACGGCGUCGGCGUGCAGAGGUGGGAGGACGACGCGCCCGUGAGCGAGCUCAAGGCGCACCUCAAAGGCAGGAGGUUCCUGCUCGUCCUCGACGGUCUGGAGGAGCAACCGACGCUGGCGGCCAUGGAGGAGACCCUGCGGUGGUGCCCGUACGACGCCGGCAGCGCCGUGCUGGUGACCACGCGGAACGAGACCUUGGUCCUCAACUGCGACACCUACAGCAUCCUGCACCUCAAGACCCGGCCUUCCGUCGUUGACGCCUUCAUGGACAGAGCUCUCACCAUGGUUCCCGACGUCGCUUACGGCAUGGCGGUUGUUCUGAGGAAGAUCCUCUCAAGGUUCUCCACGGACCCUUUCUACACGAAGAUGCUGCUCCACCUGCUCUAUGUCAACCCAAGCAGAACAAUGCAAGAGCUUCAGGGACUGUCAACCAGGCUGACCGAUGAGGAACCACUGAAGAACGCGAAGCAGAUGUUCAUGUUCAGCUACGACGACUUGCCCAGCCAUUACAAGAGCUGCCUGCUGUACCUGGCAAUCUUCCCUCAGGGAUGCAGCAUCAGGAGGAAUAGCUUAAUCAGGCGAUGGGCCGUCGAAGGACUGGUUGGUAAAACAGAUGGCCUCACUGCACUUGAAGCAGCUGACCGUUGCUUCGACGCGCUUCUCGACCGUGGAUUUGUGGUUCCCAGAAACAUUGGAGCUGCAGGCAGGGUCAAGAGCUGCAGGUUGGAUCCUUCAGUUCAUGACUUCAUUACCUGGAUUGCCCGGUACGACAACUUUGUCGACACAAACCUGCCAUCCUCCUUGUCUCAACACCUCUCCAUCUGCAACGGGGUUGAUCUGCAACAGGUCGCAGCGAAACGACACGCCUCCAAUUGCAAAGGUUUAAGGAAAAUCUGCUGCUGUUACCCUGUUAGGAAAGUAUCUGGCUGCUGUGACAGCAUUAUUGUGUUGCUGGAGUGGCUGCCAUCAUUCUCUCGAUUGGAGCUGCUCAAAGUGCUGGACCUGGAAGCCUGUGAUGGCUUGAAGAAGCACCAUUUGGAGAUCAUCUGCAACCAAAUAUAUCAGCUCAAGUAUCUCUGCCUAAGGAGGACUAACGUCACCCGAUUGCCCAAGGACAUAAACAAACUCCGGUAUCUGGAGACGUUGGACAUCCGGGAAACCAAGAUACGGGAUUUCGGCACAAAACCUCUGAUGCUUCAGAUGCUCAAACACUUGCUUGCAGGCAGUAUUGACUACAGUCCGAGAGAAGACAUCAUCAGGUCAAAUGGAUCUUUUUCCACUGUUUACAUGCCUCACGGCAUUGGGAUCAUGGGAAAUCUGCAGGUCCUGUCUCACGUCCAAGUUUCCCACAAUGAUCAGCUGGACGAGAUUAGCCAGCUUCUGCAGCUCAGGAAGCUAGGUCUGGUUCUCAGUGGCAAGGAAGUCGACCUCAAGCAUUUCCUUCGAGCGAUUGACGAGUUGCAUAGCUGCCUCCGCUCUCUGUCGAUCAAAAUCAAGGAAUCAUGUAAAGUGACUUCCGAGAUGCACAUGGUGAAUCCCUUGUUCAAACACCAUCCAAAGUUCCUUGAGAGCCUGAGCAUCUGCGGCCUGAGAAAUGAACUGCCUUACUGGGUCGACGAACUGCAUCAGCUUGCCAAGAUAACCCUGAGUGAAACCUUCCUGACAGAAAAUGCGCUAAGGACCCUGGGCCAUCUUAAGGGUUUGCGCUGCCUUAGGCUCCGGCACAACUCUUUUGUCGCAAGUAGGCUUGCCUUUGGGGAAAGCGAAUUCAGGAACCUUACGUUUCUGGUCAUUGAAAUAACCCACAUUACCAACAUAAGCUUCAGCCGAAAAGCAACACCUAAGCUUGAGAAUGUUGUUUGGUCGUUCACCCAAGUACAGUCCAUUUCUGGAAUUGGAUACCUUGAAAGACUGCAUCGGUUUGAACUCAAUGGCAUCAGCAUCCCGUAUAGUGUCAGAGAAGCUAAUGCGGCGUUUCCAAACCAUUAUGUUUUCAAAUACAAUCUGCAGAGUCAUGGCUAA
Panicum hallii is the source of this 2862-nucleotide messenger RNA. Its product is annotated as putative disease resistance RPP13-like protein 3. Lineage: Eukaryota; Viridiplantae; Streptophyta; Magnoliopsida; Poales; Poaceae. Gene Ontology annotation, biological process: defense response to other organism. The transcript has a single exon. Gene Ontology annotation, molecular function: ADP binding. The record is from RefSeq and is a predicted model, not a curated record. The coding region runs from base 1 to 2862 and encodes 953 amino acids.